Ramularia collo-cygni is the source of this 2721-nucleotide messenger RNA. RefSeq lists its product as uncharacterized. The transcript has a single exon. Gene Ontology annotation, biological process: regulation of DNA-templated transcription. Gene Ontology annotation, cellular component: Rpd3L-Expanded complex; nucleus; Rpd3L complex. The record is from RefSeq and is a predicted model, not a curated record. Bases 1 to 2721 code for a protein of 906 amino acids. Lineage: Eukaryota; Fungi; Ascomycota; Dothideomycetes; Mycosphaerellales; Mycosphaerellaceae.
AUGCGCUCCUCCGCCGCCGCCGACCCAUAUCUCUAUCAGAAUGGCAACGGUCCACAACGCCGAACUACGGGUCGUGCAGCGCGAGUUCACCGUCCGCAGAACUACUACGCCCGCCCCUAUGGCCCGACGGGCAUGGCCGCCGAUCAAGGCAAUGACAUGCCCGAGCACAGCAGUCUGCAGGCGCAAGGAUUCUUUCCUGCGCUGCAAUUCUUCUCAGACGCCGUCACAGCACUGCCCAAAGAGGUCAUGAGGCAGUUCACAUUUCUCAAAGAGGUUGAAGCAAAAAUCCAUGGCCCACACGAAAAGUUGGGCGAGAUGAUUGAUGAGCUGAUGCAACUGCCCGUACCGCCGCGUAGACCAACGCUCGGUUCUUCAGCCAAUUCGGGCGGCGUGCAGGGCCUGCUGAGCUUCACUGCGAACAAUAGCGCCAACGGCAGCGCUGCUGCCAGUCUGGUCAAUGGCAUACCGGGUCGCCAGAGCAUGCAGCCAGAACCUUCAAUAAACGGAGACGACGCACCGGAAACGGAAGAAGACCGGGCACGGCGACGACAGUUUUCCGACUUGCGAAUGUUGACCCACGGUUUGCUGGGAAAUCUGGACGAAAAGAACGUCGUCUUGACCGAGGCAAACCGUGUUCUAGAGCUACAAUCCACGCGUAUAGACUCAGUCAUGCCGUAUAUCAAUGAAGAGAUCAGUGAGGAGGCCAGAUUGGGGAGCAUGACACAUUGGGCGUAUAGCGAMAACCGGCAAAAGAAGCAAGUCUCCGGCCCGGGAGCUGCCAAACAACGCGACGUCGCCGCGACAAACAGCCUGGCUGACGCAGCGCAUGAAAUUGAGAUUGCACAGGCGCGAGUAGCUGCAGGAAGAGAGGCAACGAAGGAGAAGGGCAAGGGAAAGAGAGCUGAGCAUGCAGGAGAUUCCGAUUUUGAUGACAAGCCUAGAAAGGUGCCCAAAAUUGCGAAAGGAAAGGCCGCAGCAGCUGCAGCGGCGGCAGCGGCAGGACUGGGAAUUAGCAACGGCGAGACGACAACGAAAAGGAAAAAGGCGGACAAGAGUCUUGGCUCGGUGGGCAUGGAGCGCACAGUUUCUGCUGGCGGAAGGGGCGCAAAAGCCGUGCGAGAUACCCCACGGAGCACUCCAGUCGUUACAGAAGCUCCAGCGAAGAAAGCGCCGAAAGCGAAGCCCRCCCCUACCCAGGCGAAGAAGAGAGUCGUCGGCUCAGCGCAGAACAGUCCAAUGCUGGCUAGCAGCCCAUUGGCAUCCAACUUCAACCCGCUGAACAUGGAGCCGCCGCCUGGUGCGAGGUACCAGGCUGGAAGAGUGCGCCAGAAUAGCGUUGCCAAUGCAACCAACCUUCGACACGAGCGAGUAAUGGACGAUGAUAGCGGUGCUAGCAGACCAUCCUCCGCGCUAGGCACCAAAGCGAAUGGAAACGGCGAAAGGCUCAGCGGCAGGAGAAAGGUGCACGUCCACGAAACCACAGAAGAGCACGAUGAACCGACCGGACAAGACCAAGCCGCGCGGCAGAUUAAAGAAACGAGCGAGCGACUGGAGCGAGAGGAUGUCGAUAUGCAAGAUGAGGUGCAGCGCCUUCCUGCGUCUCGCUCUGGGUCUGAUAGAGGAAAGAACAGCGGUUCCGUUUCGAAACGAGGCACCCCUCGUAUGGACGGCGAUGAUGCAUCCAAACGUGACAGACCUGCGCGUGGCAGACCGACUUUCAAGGGCGAUGCGGUGAGAGACUCUGACAGUUCGACCGAACCACAGCACAUGGACGGAAGAUACCACAAGCAUCGAAGGAACCAAAGCGGAAGUCACCUGGUCAAGCAGUUGGCGCCUUUUAACAAAAGUCCGAACAUGGACCGAAAUAGGGACACAGACGAUGAAGAUGACGAUCCGCAUUCAAGUACGGACGGGGAGCACAAUCUUGAGCGUUCCAGAGAGACGGCGAACACGCAUAGCAAUCAUGCCAAAUCCGAGCCGAUGGAUAUUGAAGUGGGCGAGCAGGAGGCGGUGAUGAUUAUGGCGCCGCCCAAUCCUCUGCCGCCUCAACUUUCCGAAAGGGAGACGAGGAGAUCUAGCACGCGCAGGCCUGUGAGCAGAAAGGGCACACUUCGCUCUAGCCCUGGAAACACGGGAAGUAGGGAGUCUACUCCACCUGUCUCGCCACCUCCUACCAGCACGAGGGGAAGAGGGCGUGGCGGUGCGGUUGGCAGCAAAACGUCCUCUUCAACUUCUGGCGCCGCGCGCGACCGCAGCAACCAACGCGAACGGGAACGCGAACGCGAGCGCGAAAGGGAUACGUUUUUGCGUGAUCGCAGAGAACGUGAUGAGCGGGAGCGCGAACUAGAGAUUGAGCGCUCUGCAGCGCUUGCCUCUACGCGCCGGGCUUCCUCCACGGCGCCCGCUCGCGAGCUGGAAGAGUAUGCUCAUCUCGACGACGAGGAAAUCGAAGGUGAAGAAUCAGAGCACGAUCCUGAUGACCCCAAUGAGCCGAAAUAUUGCUACUGUAAUCGCGGGAGCUACGGAGAGAUGGUGGCUUGCGAUAACGAGCUUUGUCCACGGGAGUGGUUCCAUCUCGGAUGUACAGAGUUGAGAGUUGCACCCGGUGAGGAGGAGAAGUGGUUCUGUAGGGAUUGCAGGCCGAAGGGAACGCCUAGAAUUGGAACUACAGGGAGAGGAAGGGGAAGGGGACGGGGAGGUAGAGGUAGAGGUGGUAGUUGA